Molecule: messenger RNA, 1641 nt
Organism: Puccinia triticina
Lineage: Eukaryota; Fungi; Basidiomycota; Pucciniomycetes; Pucciniales; Pucciniaceae
Exons: 4
Coding region: 1-1641 (546 amino acids)
Source: RefSeq, a predicted model, not a curated record
AUGACAAAGAAUGAAUUGUUGGCAGAUGAACGCCGAACUAUCAUAGUUGGCGUAAUGAAAUCGAAUCCUGCUGGGCUGAACUUGAGUGGCCGAGAAUGUGUCUCUUCUUCCUCGGCAACUUCUACGACUGAAGCAAAGCCCGGCUUUACUUUCACCUUAUUUUUUCUCUCGAAUCUUUGGAAAAAGAAACCGCUGUGCUCGCAGAUUCGAGAAUCGCCGUUCUCGUUCCGCAUCGUUUGGAGGAACUCUCUUCAGUCCCACAAUCGAGCUGAGGAUCAUAGUCGUUAUCGGCAUGAUGAGAACCUAAUGGACGCUUUCUGUACGAACACAUUAAGUCAAACGCAAUGCAAUGGACUUACACGCACUGGAUUCAGCGCCGUGGUAUCGGUAGGCAUUGUCCAGGGAUCUUUGGGCUUCAUCCUCGCGGGAUAUCUUACCAUUUUUUGUCGAAAAGAUUACUGCUUAGUCGCAUGGACAUUGGCCUUCAACGGCAUUUUGCAUUUGAUCACUACCUCACUGGAAGCUGCGAGCAGGUUUCAUCCGGGUAAUUUGAAGCAAUUCAUUCUGAUGGAACGAGCCACAGCUGGUCUGGGCAUCGCAACUUUGAUAUUGUUCUUUUCCUUUCAUGUCGUUUCUGUGGGCUCUUUGGCGAAGCGCUACGAUUCGAGGCUCGUUCCGUUCGUCUCAGUUCUCCUGGCUGCCUUAGCGAGCGUUGCACUAGCUUUCAACACCCUUGCACUAUUCGCUAUUUCUUACGAGGAGCUACCCGGUGGGAUCAGAGCCGGAGCUCCUGAUCUCAAAAACUUCUUGGACCCUUCCAUCAAAGCACUUGCCUCGAUGCUAUCUUUCAUGAGCAUCACUGCUCUCACCCACAUACUCCUUCAUUCCCUGCUGAUCCGCCGUAAACGCCAACUUAAGAAGAAGAAAGAAGCACGGCGGCAGAAAGCGAUCAGUAGCUUCUCAAGUUCUACCAUUGAAGAUCAGGAAGCGAUAACGGACAGCAGAGAGCCUCUCCGGAGAUAUUUUGAUACACUCAUACCUUCCACCCUACUGGCAAUCAUCAAGACUUCACUCACACUCUCCUCAGACAGCACAAUAAUCGAACGAAGGGUCCUUGCACUAGUUGAAUAUAUCACUUACGUCUUAGUAGUAGUAUCUUGCUUGCGAUCCCGGCAAGCAGGAAGUAUCCAACAAGACAACUUCUUUGGCCGGAUUACAUCGAACCCAUCGUACGCCCGCUCGACGGGAAGCGAAGAGCUUCUGGUGCCGCCCACAAUUCCGCGCAGUCAUUCAAUCUUACGAAGGGCGCCGAUGGCCAGCAUCAGGACCGGCUCCUACAACUCGACCUCCGCCAGUCCGAGCUCACUGCGGACGAACUUGAAGCCCCGCGAAAGGAACUCGCCGCCAUCCACUCGCCGCCAACCGAGGAUGAGUUACGCUGCGCAAAGCGCAAUCUCUUCUCUAGCCCCAGAAGAUUCUGCCUCCACGGCCGCUUUUCUUCCUAGGCCUCCCCCACCUCCACCUCAACUCCGUACACGCACAACACAUGGGCCUAAUGGCUCAGAGCUUGCGCCGUUGCGGGAGGAUCUGGUGGAGAAAUUCAAUGAAUCGGGGGAAAGGCUUGAUCAGCAAACUGUAUAG